AAUAUUGAAGAAGAAUGUUUCCUAACAGUGUAUACCAAAUGCCCCCUUAAAUCAAUUUUUUUUAUUAAAUUCCAUAAAAGAAAUAUAUUUAAUCAAUAAAAAAAUAACAACUAAAUUAAGGUCACAUUGGUUCUAUCUCCUCUGAUAAUCUCUACUCAUGGCAAUUUUUGAACCUUGGCAGUGCCUCCCAGAUCUUGCAGUUACAAUUGUUCGAAUUCCAAAAAAAAUUCUUCCAUUCCAUCACCCAAAUUUUCAAUUUUCAAAAAAAAAAAAUAUAUACUUUGUGUAUUUUCUUAUCGUCCCCAUUCAAGUGAAGGAAUAAAGUGCACCUGGCCCUUCGGGUCAAGUGACCUUCGAGUUGUCCUUGCAGGUGCAUAUCCCCCUCCCCAUGGUGAGUUCGAAACCCACCCUUGUAAAUCUGGUCAAAAAAAAAAAAAGUGAAGGAAUAAAGUGUGCGCUUCACCAAAAACCGAGCAAUUACAACCAACUAAUAAAAUUGAGAGAAAAUAAAGGCUAGAACAGCUUUUAGACCAUAGGACUUCCCCUUGCCAAAAUGAUUCUCUCAAUAUUUAUUUUCAGAUCAAUGAAAUGAUAAAACAGCUAACAAAAAUAUUUCAUAUCUGCAAUGAGAGUCACAAUGUUUUUUUAAUAUAGUGAUUGUAUAAUA
This is a messenger RNA of Rubroshorea leprosula, 667 nucleotides long. The record is from the annotation of a GenBank genome assembly. NCBI's taxonomy places the organism in Eukaryota, Viridiplantae, Streptophyta, Magnoliopsida, Malvales, Dipterocarpaceae.